Messenger RNA from Aphidius gifuensis, 2079 nucleotides. Its product is annotated as elongation of very long chain fatty acids protein 4-like. Gene Ontology annotation, biological process: sphingolipid biosynthetic process; fatty acid elongation, monounsaturated fatty acid; very long-chain fatty acid biosynthetic process. The transcript is spliced from 7 exons. Bases 420 to 1358 code for a protein of 312 amino acids. Lineage: Eukaryota; Metazoa; Arthropoda; Insecta; Hymenoptera; Braconidae. Gene Ontology annotation, molecular function: fatty acid elongase activity. Gene Ontology annotation, cellular component: endoplasmic reticulum membrane. The record is from RefSeq and is a predicted model, not a curated record.
UAUCCCCACGUUUAUAUCGUAUUGGCCCCAUUUUUUACCACAACGCCUACCAAUAUUCAACCGAGCCAUCACAAGGUGGUGAGGUAAAAAGUUAUAAAGCCCACCGGACUGUCUCUUUCAGAGACGCUUGCACUUUGGUGAAAGACGUGCGGGUCCGUCUCUCGGUCUUUCGACCUGUUCAUUAUCAUCAGUUGUGCUUUUUCUUCUACUAUAAUUUUUGGCAAAUAAAAAGUACAAAAUUAAUAAGAAACAAAAAUAUAAAAAAUACAGUGCUAAUGUGGUAAUCAACAAAAUCAUUGUGCUUAUUGAAACCACUCUUUUUUUUUUUUUUUUAAUUUUUAUUUAAUGUAUUUAAUUUAUUUAUUUAAUUAACGUGGUAUAGAUUUUUUUUUUACAAUUUAUUGUAAAAGUUUGUAGAAAUGGCGGGCUUUAUUAAUUCAACAACUACGCUAAUCAACGAUGCUUACGACUAUUACCUUUGGACACUGUCAUUAGCAGAUGAAAGAACAAGAGGAUGGUUGCUAGUAGAUUCACCAGUACCUACCCUAUUUUAUACAAUGAUUUACUUGAUGAUUGUAUGGGCAGGACCAAAAGUUAUGAGAAAAAGAAAAGCAUUUAAACUCACAUGGCUUUUGGUACCUUAUAAUUUUGCAAUGGCUAUUUUAAAUGCUUACAUUGCCAUUCAGUUAUUAGUGGCAUCGACAAAACUUAGUUAUAGCUACGUAUGUCAACCGAUAAGAAAUGUGUGGAAAAAAGAAGAGCUACAGAUUGCAAAUGCAGUUUGGUGGUAUUAUUUUAGUAAACUACUUGAAUUUUGCGAUACAUUUUUUUUCAUUCUAAGAAAAAAAGAUAAUCAAUUGAGCUUCCUUCAUGUUUAUCAUCAUUCAACAAUGUUUUCCUUAUGGUGGAUUGGCAUUAAAUGGGUACCAAGUGGUUCAACAUUUUUCCCAGCAAUGGUUAAUAGUUUUAUUCAUGUUUUAAUGUAUUCAUAUUAUGCAUUAGCAGCACUUGGUCCAGAAAUAUCAAAAUAUCUUUGGUGGAAAAAAUACUUAACUAUAUUACAAUUAAUUCAAUUCACAUGUGCUCUUAUUCUUGGUAUAAAUGGCAUUAGAAAUGGAUGUGAUUUUCCACUUUGGAUGCAAUAUGCACUUGUUAUUUAUAUGAUUUCAUUUAUUGUAUUAUUUGGUAAUUUCUACGCAAAGGCUUACAUUGCCAAGGGUAAACAAGCAUACGCUAAUAGAAAAAAUGCAUCAUUAAAUGACAAAAAGUUAAAAGAACAAAUCAAGUCAGGCUCAAAUAAAAUAAAUGGACAUAAUGGAUUAUCAUCAAACGGUUUUUCAUCCAAGAAAAUACAGUGAAAUGUAUAAAUAGCUGUUUUUUUUUUCGUUGUAAUGUUAUUAUUUUAUUUUUUGUAGAGUCAUGAAAGAAAAAAAAAAAAAAAAAAUUAUUUUGUCAUUGUCAUCAAAAUGAAUGAACAAAAGACAAGUGUAUAAAAAUUUUGGCGAUGUGUGAAAAACGUUUUUGUUAUUAUUUUAUUAUUAUAUAUAUUUUUUUUUAAUUUAAUUUUUUUUUUUUUUAUUUGUCAGUCUUAUGAUGACUGUACGUCAUCAACGCGGUAGAGAAUAAAAAAAAAAAAAAAAUAAAGCUAUUUUAUGUUACAAGUCAUCCCUGUUCCCAAUUGACAUUGACAUUUUAAAAUAAUGUUCUUAUAUUUUCCCAUUAACAAUUUUACGUUUAAAUAAACUUGAUAAGUUUUUUUGUUUUUUUUUUUUCUUUUUAAAUAUUAUAAAUAUAUAAAAUGUUUUUUAGUUUAUAGACUUGUUAUAACUCCAAAGCGAGAAUAGCACACACUUGAUCAUUAAAAUAAAUAAAGGGUGUAUAUAAUAUAAAUAUAUAGGUAAUAAUUAUGAAAGGAUAACAAACAAACAAAAAAAAAAUUGAAAAGAAAAAAAAAAUCAUAAUGAAGUGGUUAGGUAUUUUUACUUCAUGGUGAUAUUUCUUAUAAUUAUAUUAUGAAGAUAGAAAAAAAAUAUAUAUAUAAAAACUAUUAAAUAAUGAAAAAUUGAAGAGCCAAUUUUU